GCUGACGGCGAGCGGACGCUGUUGCUCGAUGACCCUGGUGAUGGACUACCGCGGAGGCCUCCCCCUCGACUGGCUGGCCAGGGUGCGGUGCAACCCUUUGCUCAGGGUCGCACCGCCGCACCCCCUGCUCUUCCCGCCGCACCUGCUGCACCCGGCCUACCGGCUGCCCCCGCACCCUCCGAUGCCGCCCUCGGCGCCCCCCAACAUCUUCAGCCGCGAGCGUAGCCCCUCGCCGGGCACCUCGCGCCCUGACAGCUGCUCUCCCGGGCCCAGCAGCCCCUCCAAUGGUGACUGCGACGAGGCCAGCAAGAGGCGCCGCUCGCGCACCAACUUCAACAGCUGGCAACUGGAGGAACUCGAAAGGGCCUUCCAGGCCAGCCACUACCCUGACGUCUUCAUGCGAGAGGCCCUCGCCAUGAGACUCGACCUCAAGGAAUCCAGAAUAGCUGUUUGGUACCAAAACCGUCGUGCCAAGUGGCGCAAGAAGGAGCACACAAAGAAAGGCCCAGGUCGGCCGGCGCACAACGCUCACCCGCAGACCUGCAGCGGCGAGCCCAUCCCGGCCGACGAGUUGGUUCGCAAGGAGCGCGAGAGGCGCGAGAAGAAAAUCCUCAAGUCGCUGGAGAAGCAGCAGAAGAAACUGGCCCUGAAGGGCAUCCAGGUUGACCUCGAGGCACUGCGCAGGGACUGGGAGGCGCAGCGGCGCCGCCCGGCCACGCAGCACCAGCCGCACCAGACGCAGGCCACCGACCUGAGCGCGGCCACCCCCACCUCCCCUCCGCCACCCAAGCGCAACCCCUUCAGCAUUGAGAGUCUUCUGUGCAGGGUGGACACCAAGACGAGACUAGAGUGCAAGGACGCGCCCUGAGCGCCCGUGUUCCAGUGUUGCCAACAUAUCAAAAAUUUGAAAAAAAAAAUUAAGGAACCAGAGGGCAUUUUUUUCUGAUUUGUAAGUUUUUCUGCUUAAAUUCAGUGCAAUAUUUUUUCUCGCAAGAACUUUUCUACUUUGGUGCAAUUUUUUCUUUCACUAGUACCUGAAGACUUUUAAAUACACACUCAUUUUUCCACUUUAAAAGGUUUUUGCUUUCCAGUGCAUAUACAUUUUUUUUUUAAUUGACGAAGACUUUUACCAGACCUCUUAGUUCUGUACAGAUUUUUUUGUGAAAUACGUUUUAAGGUAUAAUAUUAUUCUCUGUGAUCUGCUGUAAAUCUCGAAAUUAAUAAAAUCUCUGGUCAGUGGCGUUAAUUUUCCAAACCUCUAAUUAAUUUUUGUAUAUUCACUCUGACGCCAAUUUUGUACUUGUUUACAGAUGAUAUCAAAACAUUUUAUGUAAAUAAUAUGUAUCUAAAUAUAUAUGAAAUGAAUAGAUGUGCGAAGUUAAUAAAUGUUAAUUUUA
This is a messenger RNA of Neocloeon triangulifer, 1397 nucleotides long. RefSeq names its product homeobox protein unc-4-like. The coding region runs from base 29 to 868 and encodes 279 amino acids. Gene Ontology annotation, molecular function: sequence-specific double-stranded DNA binding; DNA-binding transcription factor activity, RNA polymerase II-specific. Lineage: Eukaryota; Metazoa; Arthropoda; Insecta; Ephemeroptera; Baetidae. Gene Ontology annotation, biological process: regulation of DNA-templated transcription. The record is from RefSeq and is a predicted model, not a curated record. The transcript has 3 exons.